Messenger RNA from Pogonomyrmex barbatus (red harvester ant), 3789 nucleotides. RefSeq names its product FHIP family protein AGAP011705. Lineage: Eukaryota; Metazoa; Arthropoda; Insecta; Hymenoptera; Formicidae. The record is from RefSeq and is a predicted model, not a curated record.
CUUGUUAAUCAUUGAAUGCCAGGAAAGAUAGAACGAUACUUGUGUCGACUUGUGUCACUAAAUGGAAAUCAUCCAUUGUAUACACGAAAGAGGAAAAUGUAUCGGAUAAAAUGUCUAUGCUCGGAUAUAAAUAACUGUAGAGUCAUUUUUGAAACUGUCAAAUAAAUAUGACGUAGUUCUCUAAAUAGCAUAGGCUAACGUUGUCUUAUCGUCUUAUCAUCUUAUCAUCUAUCUUCAACGAUAAGACGUUCUCGUAUGCAUACUUGAUACACGUACUUGUUACAUACUUGUUGUGUUCCAGUGAAACGUAAAUUGUUUAAUGAAUGUGUGGCACAUGUUGUUUUUGUUACGUCGUUGUAAGUGUGAUUAAUACAAUAAAUGGAAAAGUCGUGAUGAUAAAUGAUUUCAAUUGUAUACUUUGCUGAAACGCGAAAUCAGUUGCAACCGUGAUGAUUUCGACAUUAAUUGCAUCCUAUAUAUUGUGAGAAGAUAAUGAGCUGGUUACGAAACAGCCCGUUGCGAACAAGUUUCAGCAAGCAGCAAUCCAGAGACUCGCCACCGAAAGAUGCUGAUCCAUCUGCAUGUUAUGAUAGCUUCUGCAAACAUUCACAACAGAUUUAUGAAAUUAUUCUUCAAUCUUUACCUCCUAUAGGAAUACCAAAUCAAGAUGAUGUACUUGGAGUCGUUAAUCACAUUGAUCAAAUGGUAACAUUAUUGAUACUAGAACUACGAGAUUCGAAUGUGUAUAAUCAAUAUCAGCAUGGCAACACGGCAACACAUUCUCCAUGUUUAGAAUAUUUAUUAAGUGAAAAUUUACUUGUUAAAUUAUAUGAUUGGAGUAUGCAUACAGGAAGAUUCAAUAAUGCCGUAAGAUUGGAACAAAUAAAACUUUAUGAAUUACUAGUUUCGCAUAGUGGUACUCUUCUUGCACAUGAACCAAUUACAAGACCUCUUCUACGAUUGCUAGAAGAAUGUGCAAACGAUGUUAUGCCAUUAGAAGUAGAAAAAAAAUUAGUAGUAUUGUUGAAUCAACUUUGUGUUGCCUUAAUGCAAAAUAUGGCAUUACUUGACUUGUUUUUUCAUCCAACUGCAGCUACAAAGAACAAAUUUAUUAUAUUCAAUUUAUUAAUACCUCAUGUUCAUCGAGAAGGUGGUGUCGGUCAACAAGCACGGGAUGCUAUGUUAUUAUGUAUGUCACUUUCAAAAAGAAAUGAAGAAGUUGGAUUGUACAUUGCCGAACAUUCUAAUAUAUGUCCUGUAUUAGCUACAGGAUUGAGUGGCCUUUAUUCUUUACUCCCAAGAAAACUUGAUAUUGAAACAAAUGAUUGGCAUCAAUUAACACCAGAUGAUGUAAAUGAUUUACCUGCACUUACACAACUUAUGAAUUCUCUGGAAUUCUGCAAUGCAGUUGCACAGGUAGCACAUCCAAUAGUACAAAAACAAUUACUUGAAUUUUUAUAUCAAGGCUUUCUGAUUCCUGUUAUGGGUCCAGCAUUAUUACAAACUACUGUGGAAGAAUUAGUCACAGCAACAGCUUACUUUGAUUUGUUUCUUCGAUCUGUAACCAAUCCUGGUUUGUUGCGAUCAUUUGUUAGGUUUUUAUUGGAAGACAAUUAUGAUGACUAUAGAAUAUUGGAUAGCUUAAUACAGAGGAUUUCUUCUCGAUCGAGGUUAUGCAUAGUUACUCUGGCAUUGUUUGAAACUCUGGUUAAUUUGAAUUGCGAAGAUAUUAUGUUGGAAUUGUGUUUGGGUGCAUUAAAUCCGUGUUCCCAUGUAAUGCUUUCCCAACGUAGUCGACUGAGGGACAUAGAUCCUUUUGGACGUGCAGCAGAAAAAUUUUUGUCGCUAGCACCACGUUGUUGUUCCGCAUUUAUGUUAUUGGAUUCGCAAACAAAUUCUUUACCUAGCACCGUAUUGUCUACAUAUGAUAAAUAUAUUACAUCUGAAUCAUUAAAAUCGCUACCGACAUCGGUAAAUUACAGUACUAGAUUAUUAGAUAGUUUAUAUGGAAAUUAUCAUGCAUAUCUUUGUGAUGCCAGACAAAAAAUCAAAGCUUGCCGUAUUGCAUGUUCCACCUGGUCUUGUCAAUAUGACGGUAAUUUAUCUCAAAAUGGUAAUAUUAGCAAUCUAACUACAUUGAUGGAUGAAAAUAUAUCUGAUCAAUCGCAGAAAAAAAUGGAAGAAUCUAGAACAUUGUCUCUGGAAAUGAUUAAGAAUGCAGUUAAAUCAUGUGAAAAUAAUGAAAAUGCAUCAAUGGAUAACGUAUUACUUAAUAUUCAGUCUUUGUUAGAAGGCAAAGAUUUAAAUAGCAAUGAACACAAUAUUAAAAUUGAAUUGAAUACGGAUAUCGCUUUGUCUCUUGACGAACAGGCACAAUUGGAUGCUGAUAUUGCAGAAUUGUUGAAUGAAGAUAUUAGAAUGACAGAAUAUAUAAAAGAAACCUGUUUAAAUAAGAAAGAAUCUAAUAGCUGCAUAGACGAUUCAAUCAUGGCCAUGAAAUUACUUACAUCACUAGGAGAAAGUAGUGGUUAUGAAAGUUUUGCAUUUAAAGAAUCGCCAGAAUUAACACCAGAUAAUGAGACCAAUGAAGAUCGUAGGAGUGAACACGAAGAAACGCAUGUCAUAAUCGAAAAAGAAAUUGGCGGUGUCACUGUUCAUAAUAUUGCAGAAUCGAAUUUUUCAAGAACAUUGUCGAAUAAAUCAAAUAAAGACACAUUGUAUCGACAGGAUGUAUUCAAUGGACAACCAAAUGUUGGCAUAUUUUUAGAUGUGGUUUUACGAAAACUUGAAUGUAUGACAAGCAAUAACUUAUAUGUCAAUUUACAUCUCACAGGCCUCAUCAGCAGAUUGGCAAUAUAUCCACAACCCUUAUUGCAAUCGUUUUUAUUGAAUCAUUCUCUUGUAUUUCAGCCUAGCAUCAGAUCUUUGUUUCAGGUGCUUGCAUCAUUAAAACACAAAAUUGAUCAAUUUCUUUCAAAUCAUAAUAAUGUGGAUAUAUUGGUAGAACAAGCAAGAUUAUUUUUAAUUAGUAGAGAAGACAAGUUAGUAAAUGCCAGAAAACAUGUGAUAGAAGCUGCUGCCCAAUCAUCAUCUAUUAAGAGGCAUUUACUAACUAGUGAAUCAUUUUCAAGAGUAUUCAGAAAAUGGGAACCAAAAAGGAGAAGUUUAACAUCUUCAUUGACACAAAUGUUCAAACGGUCAAGUGGUAGUUUAAGUCCAAAUCUAACAAAUUCCGUUAGUCAGCCAUCCAAUAUAUCAGAGGAUCAACUACACGUAGUUAAACCUGGAUAUAAGUAUAUAAAAACUGCAUGGGAAUCACCGAAUGAAGUGAGUCCAGUACAAAAUGUUGUACUAUGUGCUGUUAUAUUAGAUGAAUGGCUUAAAGAGCUCGCUGCAAUUACUCAGGAGCAUGCCAUUAUGUCCAUUACAGAUGAUAUAAAAUUUAAAUCUUAACAUAGUAGUCAAUUAUGAAAAUAUACUUGUCAACACGAACAUUUGGCAAUAUCCCUCCUUUGCUUUGGAUAUGUCGGGUAUGUCAAUUAUUAUUGAUCGUUAGGUAAUAAAAUUCAAUGCAACAGGCAUGUACAUAUUGCAAAUAUUUGUGGAAAUGAAAAAUGACAACAUUAUUGCUAUAAUAAGAUAUUUGCUACUUUUUUAUUUGAUAUUGGAUUGGCAAUCAACAAUAGUCGAAAUAGUUACGAACUACGCAGACAUUGAGGAUACCAACAUGGAACGAAUUUAUUUGUUAUGUCGAUAAUAUUUUUUUUCAUUAAACAUAUAUGAAAAAAA